Molecule: messenger RNA, 414 nt
Organism: Physella acuta
Lineage: Eukaryota; Metazoa; Mollusca; Gastropoda; Physidae
Product: phospholipase A2 'basic'-like
Biological process (GO): lipid catabolic process; arachidonate secretion; phospholipid metabolic process
Molecular function (GO): calcium ion binding; phospholipid binding
Source: RefSeq, a predicted model, not a curated record
AUGCGUGAAAGAAACUCUCUGUGUUUUGUUUACACAGCUCCAUCCGAGGUGAUCAUCCACAAGAGAAGCAUCUUCAACCUAGCUGGUCUACUAACCCAGGCUACAGGAAGAGAUGGCGCCAUAUACUACAACGGCUACGGCUGUUUUUGUGGUUUAGGGGGUUAUGGAACACCCGUGGACGACACUGACAGAUGUUGUAAAGCCCAUGACGACUGCUAUGGUACCAUCAUGGAUUGCUGGCCUUACGUCGUAGACUAUAAAUAUUCCUGCAGUGGCAACAACUGUACUUGUGCACCUUCUAACACCUUCUGUGGACAGAAAUCCUGCAAGUGUGACCUUGACUUUGCCAACUGCGCAGCCAGGUCCAAGUACAACGCCAUCUACUGGAACUAUGAUAAGAAAAACAAAUGUUAA